Messenger RNA from Hyaloperonospora brassicae, 492 nucleotides. The record is from the annotation of a GenBank genome assembly. NCBI's taxonomy places the organism in Eukaryota, Oomycota, Peronosporomycetes, Peronosporales, Peronosporaceae.
AUGGCCAAGAUCACGAGUUUCAUGCGUGUGACGAAGCAGCCCACAGCACAUGGAAAGAAAGGGAAUGCGUCGUCGCACCAAGUGCGUAAGCAGCAAGUGGGUGGAGGUACGAUCGCGGACGGCGAGAAGACGAUGAAGGAGGAGAGGGAAGCGACGGGACUGGACGAAGAAGAAUCGAAGGCACACGUUCCGACUUUUAUCUACCAAACAGUCAAGUACCGGUCCAAACACGAGACGUAUACAGUGUCUGAGCAGAUGAAGACGAUUAUCGAGCACAUCGAGAGAUACUACGACGUACCGGAGGAUCUCGAACGGAACGCAAAGUUUGGUUGCCACAGCGGUUUGACGUACGAGAAGCGGGUGGCGAGAGCGUACUCGAUGGGUCAGCUGACGUGCAAACUUGUGGACGAGGGCGAAGCUGCACCAGAGCCAAUCUGCCUGACGUGUGCCAAAGUGGGACACACAUACAAGAGCUGUCCGCAAGGCUUCUAG